Molecule: messenger RNA, 4836 nt
Organism: Paramuricea clavata
Lineage: Eukaryota; Metazoa; Cnidaria; Anthozoa; Malacalcyonacea; Plexauridae
Source: the annotation of a GenBank genome assembly
AUGGCCAAUGCAUUGGAAAAAUAUUCUAAAACAAAAUUUAAAAAAGAUAUAGUUGUUGAUACUGAGCAUUACUCGCCCUAUAUUCGAAAAUUAGGCGAUGAAGCUAAAGAUAUUCCCUUCACAAUUCAGCUGCCUUGGGAACAACUAAACUCUUGGUAUCAAACCAAGCAAAGCGAACUAAUCGAAUAUUCAUAUGUGCAAAUUUUAAAUGCAUUUCUAUGUAAACGAUAUCCUACGAAGAUUCAAGAAAACUGUCCCAGAAUCGAGGAGAAUUUGCGGAAAAGUUGCUCUCGGGCGGCACAGAAAAUCGUCAGGACAAGGGGGAGAAAACGGGAAGAUCUGUUCGGAAAAGUUACAAGUUUUGCUGUGCAACAGAACGAACUUGUAACAGCUCAAACGGUGAGUGUCUUGCAGAGUAAUAUAGAACGACUCGAAAGGGCCAACGCACAGGUUACAAGUCAAAAUGCCCUAUUAAAUAUCAAACAAAACGAGACGUCGGCGCUGGUAAACAAAAUGCAAAUAACAAUUGAUAAAGCUAAAGUGGACAUAGAUAAAUUGAAGCAAGAAAAUGAAAGUUUAUAUAGUGUCAUUGAAAAGAUCUCCCCUCAAAGAAAAUUUGAGGACAAAGGGAAAUGCAUUACCGAGGUAGGAAAACGGCAGCAAGAACGCAAGCUUAAAACCUUGGAAACGCGAGUAGAACAGGCAUUGUGGUUCAGUGAAUCCUUUGGGCUAAAGUUAGACACAGUUAAAUUGGUCGAUCACUUGGGGAAACCGUAUUCUCUCUCAUUUGGAGAAAAAGGAAGGAAAUCCUACAAAGAUCUGCCCACUGAAGAGCAGCAAAAAAUUCAGGAGACAUUACAUAUCAUGGACAAAUUUUGCAUCAGUGAUGCUUCCUACCAUGAACUGUCCUGUUGUCCAGGAGGAGAUGAACUUCCUAGAUCAUAUCUCAUCAAGCAGUGCAAAGAAGACUUAAACAAACUCGUCUAUAUUGAAAGGACACCUGGAGAAGCAAAUGGGGCUGCUCUUAAUUUCCAGGAUGAGUUAAGGGUGGUCAUUGAAGGGAUGGUAAGAUACCUAAUCCUUUUAAAUAUAAUAUGAACUAUAUAUUUUGUAAAACAGGCCCAUGUUGAGGAGCUAUAAAGUAACCAAGUAAAUUGAACCCCAAAAUAAGUUUCAAAUUGGCUGCAUUCAGAAUUUUAACCCUUUAAGUGGUAAUGUGCCCAGAUGCGCCCUACUUUAUUAUUUUACUCUGUCUAACACCAGAUGAUUUUACUCAUCAGAGGAAGAGUGCCGCCACUCAAUGGGUUAAUUAAAGUACUAUAAAAGUUUGCAACCUUGAAUUUUAGAUUGAGGCUGAUGAGACACUAAAAGAUGCCCACUUCAAGGUGAAAAUCAGUGGUGAUGGGGCAAAGAUGACACGUCUAACAAACUUCAUUAUUAUAAGUUUUUCAAUCUUAAAUGCUGAAGAUACAGUAAUGUCAUCAAAAGGUAUUACUUUAUAUUGUAUAGACUUCAUUUGUUAGAGUUCAUGAUUGCAAAUAUUAAAUAUUGUAGUCGAGAUGCCUAAAACAUUGAAAAUUGCCCAAUGACCAUUUCAACAAUCAAACUUUCAAUCCAACUGUUUCAUUCCAAGCUUAGCAGAAAAUCACCUGUGAUUACUUUAAAUAUAAAGUAAUAAUAAAUCUAUUUCUUUACAUAAAGGAAAUCAUACCGUUGCUGUCAUUAAGGGUCAUGAGGACUACGCUCUGUUGAAAGAAUCAUGCUCCAAGAUUUUUGAUGAUAUAAAUAAGUUAGCAAGUUCUGGAAAAAUCAAAAUUAAGGACAAGGAUGUACCAAUUGAAAUUUUUGUGGGAGGUGAUUACAAGGUACAUGUAACCUAUUAGUAUCCAUCAUAAAGCUUUGGUCUUGUGAGGUAACAAAUAGCAGGGAUCAGUGUGGGCAAAUCCUAGUAUAAAAAAAUUAUUUGAUAUGAUGCGACUUCUUGCAGGGAAAAUAUUGGUCACUAUGGCUUGUCGCAUUGUGUUGGCACCUCACAUCACAGGGCACAAAAUGUACAUGUAUGCGGUCCCAAACAUGCCAUUGGCCCCUGCAACUGUUAAAAAAUUUUAAGCUUUUCCAGGUUUAAACUAAUUAAAAUAUAUAUGUUUGUGUUUUUUAAGUUCCUGUUGUUGAUACUUGGAUUGAAAGGGGCCACCUCAGACUAUGCUUGCAUUUGGUGUAAAAUACACAAGUUAUUAAGGUAGAUUAUUAAAGUGCAUCUUCUUACUGUGUGUAAAGGAACUAUCUGAUAUACCAAAUCAUGAGAUAUAUCUGAUAUCAUGUUUGUCAUUGUCUAUUUAGGUGGGAUAUGUCCAAAACAAUGGUUUACUGGGAAACACAUGAUUGCCGUUCACUCAAAGACAUCAAAGAUUGUGCCUUAAAAAAUCAAUUUUCUUGCCAGCACCAACCAUUGCUGGAAGUAAAACUUGAAAAUGUUGUAUUGGAUGAACUACAUUUAAUGCUUCGCAUCACAGGUGAUCAUUAUCUGUCUCAUAAAAUAUUUGCCACUGUUUAAUAUAUCCAAUUCAUCCCCAAUGUACUCUCUCCCUUGUUUACCAUAUUCAGUUUAAUUAAGUUGCACUCCUCAAGGGUGAGUGUUAGGCAAUAGGCAUUAAUUAACCGAUGCUAAGAUGCUAUUGCAAUCAGAUCUAUUAAACGUACAAAGUUGUCCUUCAGUAGCAUUAUAUGAAUGUUGUUGGUUCAAGUGAGGCCAAAAGCUACUGUUAAAAGUAAAGUAAAUUUUAUUUUAAAACUAUAAAAAUAUAAGUAAAGGUGAUCUACAGUCCGAUCUGCGCAUGUGCACAAAUGAGCCCACUUUUUAUGAUACAAACAAUUUAACUAUGUUUUGAGUUCUUGAAAAGCCUGGUUGCUGUUUCUUGAUCAUUUAUUAUACUCCAGAAGCUUGAAAAUAUAAAUAGUUGUCGAAUAAAGCUCAAUAUUUUGGAUACAAACAAAGGCUUUGUUUACAUACGGACUGUAGAUCACCUUUAAAAUAAAAUUUCCGCCUACUUUACUUUACUUUUAACAGUAGCUUUUGACCUCACUUGAACCAACAGCAAUCAGAUCUGUACGUUUGGAUCUAGCGAGAUUUCAUCAGUUAUUAACCUGUAGGUCAUCAUAUUUUAGCAAACUUGGCUCUGUUUUAUUACAAUCUCAAAAUUGACAUACCUUUAACUUGAUUGCCUGCAAGUAUGAACACUGCAACAUCACUGAUGUAUUAAAAUUCACUGCAAGCCAUAUUAGUAUCUUAUACAGUCAACAACUAGGUUACUAGAAAGAUAUCUUUAUUGUAAUAGCACAGGUAGCCCAACAAUUGGUACAAAAUACUUUAUUGAUUCAAUUAUUAAUGAGUACCCCCCCCCCCCAAUUCUCAACUCUAUUCAAAAUAGCAUUUUAUAUUUAAUUUGUAUUAUAUUAACUAUUGUAAACUUUUAUCUCUCUGAUUUCAUCAAAUAUUGUAGAUGUAUUGACUAAAAGUUUAAUUAAUGAAGCUCUGGAGUGGGACGUAAAAGAUAACACCCAUAAAGCACCAAAGGAUAGGACAAGCAAACACUUGUCAGACCUUAUCAAGUGCAUCCAGGAAUGUGGUGUUUCAUUCAAUGUGUGGGAGAAACGGAAUGCAGAUGGAAAAGGAAGUGGGGUACAUGACUUUACCAGUUUGAUGGGUUCAGGCAAAAAGUUAUUGAUGAAGCAUCUCCCUGAUAAAUUGAAUGGUGUAAUCAAGCCAAAAAACUGCGACUCUGUUGUCAAGAUCUGGAAGGUGAUAAAAGUGCAUUGCAAAGCCAACUCGCAACUGUUGAGUGCUUACAUAUUAUUAUAAUAUAUGUAGGCGCUGAACAAUUCCUUAAUUUAUAGGACUUUUACAAGAUUUAUCGAAUGAUGAAUGAGUGUGAUCCAUCACCUGAUAGAAUUGAAGAAUUCUUUGAACUGGUUAGUACCAUACAAAUUACUAUCAUGUGUAUUGCAAGAGCCUGUCAUUUUCUUUGAUUAACCCUGAUUUUGUUACCAAGAAUCCCUUUGAGAAAAAGCAAUGAAAACUCAAAUGAAUUGUUGGUAGACAAACUGAGGGUUAAUAAAAUUGUCUACCAUAGCUUUUAACACAGUGUAACAAUAUAUUGUACAACAGUUGAGUUCUUUUUAAAAAUCAAAAUUUACAUUAUUUUAUACUAGGCAAGUGCAUGGGGUAAGCUUUUUGUUUCUCUUGGUGGCGAAGUUAGUGGAUUUGGAAAACAACAUGUCACACCAUAUAUGCACUGCUUGGUGUACCAUGUCCCAAACUUUAUGCUGAGACAUAAUGGCAUACGAAAGUUCACAGGGCAAGGUAAUAAUGAUUGCAUUGUAAUCCUAAUUUCAAAUCACACUUAUACCAUGUUGUUUAACAUCAAUUAUAUGUGCACUUUCUCUUUUUGUGUGUACAAAGGGGUGGAGAAAAAUAAUGAUGAUGUCAGGAAAUUUCACCUGACAAAGUCUAACAAAUGGGAUGCACCUAAAGAUAUUUUGCUUGUUAGCAAGCGACUGCAGUUCACCAGUCAACAUGAGCGAGAACCAAGGCCAUAUAUGAAGAGAAAUGGUGAAUACUGGUCAACUGAGAUCAAAGAGGCAAGAAACAAACGAAGAAAGUUGUUUGACACCCCAUGUCCAGAAUCGCAAGCUAACAAUCCAGCAAGUGUUUUAGAUAUCAAUGGUCUUUCAGUUCUUGAAAUUAAACAAAAGCUGAAGGAACUAGGAGUUAAAACACGAGCCCGAAAAUUAGAAAAAUUGCAAGAGAUUUUGAAAAGAGCACUUGAAGAUCAAUAA